Owenia fusiformis is the source of this 2122-nucleotide messenger RNA. The record is from the annotation of a GenBank genome assembly. Lineage: Eukaryota; Metazoa; Annelida; Polychaeta; Sabellida; Oweniidae.
CAACAGGCAGGUAAAUAGAGUUCUGCGCAGUUGACAACCAAGACGUUGAUUUCACAAAUUUCUCUACAAAAAUAGUAAAAUACACACAUAUAUAAGGAUAAUCAAUACCUUAAACGAUCAUGCCUGGCAGUGCAAUCAGUUAUGCUUCUGGUCACAGUGCAGGCUCCUCACAGUCUCGCCGUGCAAAAACACGCCAAUAUAGAACAGUAAGCUACACAUCACAGAUUGAUGAAAGCUUAUUUGGAGGAGCUAAACCAACAGAACAAAGGAAUGAUCCUUUAAGAGACAAAAAUGAGGUUAUAAUUGAAAGACAAGCAGCACAAAGAAAGAAAAAUCGCAAGAGCAAGAACAACAAAGAAACUGUUCAAGUUAUUACCAAAGAUCUAAUUAGAAAUUUAAUUGUUCCAAAAGAGGAUCCUUCAGGCCAGACACUCAUUUUGAGUACAGGAGACUUCUAUAGAAUAAAAAGUGCAUCUAGAGUUUUAUCCAAAGAAGAGUUACUUGAAAGGGAAGAAAGAAGGAAACAAGAGAAAGCUCAAGCUCAGGAGGAUGCUCUUGAGAGGAAAAAUAAGAUGAAGACAAUGGAUCUUCAACGACGUAAGAAUGAAAAACUGAAUGAUCUUGAGGAAGAGGCUAGUAAGAAAGCCCAACAUCUCCUUGAGCAUGCCAAUGAGAUGAGAUCAGAACAAGAGGAUGAAAUCAAACAUCUCAAUGAGCUUAUCCUGAAUGCAAAAUGCCAUGCAAUCCGUGAUGCCCAGAUCCUAGAGAAGGGACAGAUCAAAGGAGAGAUGAUCACUGAGGAGCAGAGGCUGGAUGCCAUGAUGGAAAUUGAGCGUCAAGAUGCAAUUGUUGUCCAAGAGGAAAUUGAAAAGAAGAGAAAGGAGGAGCAACUCAUCGGGGCUUGUAAAAUACUGGAACAAAUUGCUGAGAAUGAGCAAGAGAGAUUGUUUGAACUGGAGCGAAAAGAUCAGGAAAAUAUCCAGAUGCAGAAAUAUCUGGAAAGGCUAAUGGAGGAAGACCGUCAAAAACUUGACAAGAAAGCAGCUGAACAAACUGAACUGAGGGAGCAGCUAAAUGCUGCAAAUGAUGACAUCCUUAGACGAAGAGAAGUCAAGAAAGAACAAGAAAAAAUGGUUGAACAAAAGGUGUUGGAAUACCAGAGACAAAAAGCAGAACGAGAGGCUGCAUUUGAGCGUGAACAGGAAAGAGUUAGGAUAGAAAAAGAACGAGAAGUUGCACGAUUACGGUCGCUCCAAGAACGUGCUCGAGAUGAGCAAGCAGAACGUGAUGCACUACGUGCCAAGAGAGCUCAAGAACAAGCUGAGCGUGAAUGGCGUAAGAAAGAAGCUGAGGAGGCUCAAGUUAAGGCUGAGACAGAGGCCAUGUUGAAAGUGGCUAGAUCUAACCAGAUGGAACAAAAGGAGCACUUCCUUGCAGUCCAGGCUCAGCGAGAGAGAGCAGAAUUUGAAAGAGUGCUCAAAGCCCAGAAGGAGCUAGUAGAGAAGGAAAAGAGGGAGGAAGAUACUAGAGCUGUUAAACAACAUUACCAUGCUGAAGAUGUUCGCACACAAAUUCGAGAGAAAGAACAACAGAAAAUACAUGAAAGAAAUGCAUUCUUUGAGGAGGGUGUGAAACUGGAUGAAGAAGCCAGAAUGAGGCGGCAAAAAUUAGAUGAAAUUAAAAGGAAGAAAUUGGGAGAAUUAAGAGGUGUAGGAAUUCCAGAAAAAUAUUUAGCACAAGUGGAAAGAAAAACAAACGUCCAAGUAUCCCAGAAGGCAUAGACAUUAAACAUUUGAGAUACACACACGUUUUAUACAUUCUAGCCAAAAUAUUCUUCAAACAACACAAGUCAGCACAAGUCAGUGAACAGGGUGUGUCAUAAGGGUUGUAGACUUAUAGCUCAAAAUGAAUUAAAGACCAGUUGCCAAUAUUUUCCUAUAUAGGACUCCAGACCAGCACUUAUGUCACACCCUGUUGUGAACCAUCUGGAUUAAGUUGAUAUUGAAUAUAUUAUUUUAUGUAUUUCUUAUUUUAUAUUGAAUAUUGUUCACUGUGUUAUUUAUCUCAUAGUUUCUUUAUAUUAAAACUCAAAUUAUGGUAGUGUUGCAACAUGUCUCCAUAA